Messenger RNA from Phacochoerus africanus (Common warthog), 1298 nucleotides. RefSeq names its product WAP four-disulfide core domain 5 (gene WFDC5). The transcript has 4 exons. The record is from RefSeq and is a predicted model, not a curated record. Gene Ontology annotation, cellular component: extracellular region. Bases 84 to 449 code for a protein of 121 amino acids. Gene Ontology annotation, molecular function: peptidase inhibitor activity. NCBI's taxonomy places the organism in Eukaryota, Metazoa, Chordata, Mammalia, Artiodactyla, Suidae.
CUCAGUUGCUCUAGUCUCUGAGGCGACAGGUCUUCAUUUAGGAGCCUCUGAGUCCAUCCUUACUAGUUGUUGGCAGCAGAAACAUGAGGGCCCAGAGCCUCCUCCUCCUGGUGGCCCUCCUGGCUUUGGGGAGCCAGCUGCCUGCCGCUUUGGGCAGGAAGAAGGGAGAGAAGUCUGGGGGCUGCCCACCGGAUGAUGGGCCCUGCCUCCUAUCAGUGCCUGACCAGUGUGUGGACGACAGCCAGUGUCCCUCUAGGAUGAAGUGCUGCCACCAGGCUUGCUUCCGCCAGUGUGUCCGAAAGGUCUCAGUGAAGAAGGGCAGCUGCCCCAAGGACCCACUGCGCUGCCUCAGUCCCGUGCAGCACCUGUGCUCCAAGGACUCGGACUGUCAGGGCCUCAGCCGGUGCUGCCUCGGCGCCUGCGGCCGGGACUGCAGAAACCCUGUCUGAGGUCAAUUCCGGCUUAGGAUCCACAGCUCUGAACCUCAGGAUGGGGUUCCCUCCCUGCAGGAAGAUGGGAUGAUGGCGGGCCUGGGACCCCGCCACCUAGAUGUAGCCCUCUUUGCCAGGGGCAAUUCCACCUUCUGAUGAACACUGAUCUGCUGUCACUUCCCCUGCAACCCAUCCACCCCUGGAUCCUCCUCCUGGGAGUCAAGGUCUAUAGCCAGACCUCAAAGGACUCCUCUCUGUUGCCUGAGCUUCUCAGCCUUCCUAACGCCCACUUUCACAUCUUUUUGGAUGUGUGUUUCUUCCACCUGAAAUGCCCAGUUCAGCCUGGCCUCUCUUUGUGGAGCCCUGACCCCUCCCUCAGGCAGCCCAACCACUCCAAAUGUAUGUCCCAGCAGAAUUUCCCAAACAUCAAUCUACUCACAUACACCUGUUUCGCAAUGUCUGCCAUACCUGCAGAAAAGCAUCCUGAUAUUUUGUGUAUUGCCUGUGCUACUACUUACCUAAGUUUUCCCUUAAAUGGACUCACUGUUGUAUAUAAAUAAAUUCAGUUCAAAAGAAAAAUUGGAUACCACUACCCUACGGGGGACACGCAGGAUCACUUGUCACAAAUAAGAUGUAAUUGUAUAAGCAGAUGCAAUGAAAACAGCUAAGUUCCAUUGAAGUAAAUCAUACCAGAUUAAAUUAUAGUAAAUAAUAGUAUUAAAUUCUGGCUAGAUGCUGCCACCUGUCAAGACUAUGUGCCCGAAGCCUGCUCUCUGUCUCUGUUGUAAUAAAGGAAGAUUAACAAGACUUAAAGAGCUGCUAAACUGAGACUUUCACGGAAAACCUAGAAGAAAUGAACAAAUUCUU